This is a messenger RNA of Bufo bufo (common toad), 954 nucleotides long. Its product is annotated as olfactory receptor-like protein OLF1. Bases 1 to 954 code for a protein of 317 amino acids. The transcript has a single exon. The record is from RefSeq and is a predicted model, not a curated record. NCBI's taxonomy places the organism in Eukaryota, Metazoa, Chordata, Amphibia, Anura, Bufonidae. Gene Ontology annotation, molecular function: olfactory receptor activity; G protein-coupled receptor activity. Gene Ontology annotation, cellular component: membrane. Gene Ontology annotation, biological process: G protein-coupled receptor signaling pathway.
AUGGGGAACCAAACUGCUCCAAUGCAAUUUGUUUUGACAGGAUUCUCAAAAGAUCCAGAUAUUCAGAUUUUUUCUUUUGUCCUGUUUCUAAUAAUUUAUCUAAUCGGAUCAUUGGGAAAUUUGCUGAUUUUCUUCAUCAUAUGGCAUGUUACUUAUCUCCAAACACCUAUGUAUUUCUUUAUUAAGCAUUUGGCUUUUUUGGACAUGUGUUUUAUCUCAACUAUAGUUCCAAAACUUUUAGUAAGCUCCAUAUCAGAAUGCGUGACCAUUUCUUUUGGUGGAUGUGUAAUUCAGCUCUUUAUUUUUCUGGCUAUGGCAGCUGCAGAGUCCACUCUUCUAGCUGCCAUGUCAUAUGACCGAUAUGUGGCCAUAUGCAACCCCUUACAUUAUAUUUAUAUAAUGAAAAGAGAGGUCUGUAUACAGCUUGCCUCAACUUCAUGGAUAAUUGGUAGUGUCUAUUCUACUACUCACACUGUUAACACGUUCAGAUUAAACUUUUGCAGAUCCAACAUCAUUGACCACUUCUUCUGUGAUCUUCCACCUUUGCUGAAAAUUGCCUGCUCAGACAUUAGACUAAACCAAAGGAUGAUUUUUGUUAUAGGUGCUAUUUUAAUUUUACCAUUUUUCCCUUUAACAGUAGUGUCGUAUGUGUUCAUUAUUCGCACUAUAGUGAGGAUACCCUCUGCAACAGGACGUAGAAAAACAUUUUCAACUUGUGCUUCUCAUUUGAUCACUGUAUCAUUUUAUCUCACUGGUAUAUCUGUAUACUUACGGCCCAAUUUCACUUCUACUGCUUUACAUCAGGGUAAAAUUAGUGCUGUAUUUUAUACUAUUCUUGUUCCAAUGGUGAAUCCAAUUGUAUAUAGUCUGAGAAAUAAGGAGUUAAAGCAAGCAAUAAAAAAGAUCAUUACAGGGGGGAAGCCAAUUGGGAAGACAAAAGAAUCCUGCAAUUAA